Molecule: messenger RNA, 2927 nt
Organism: Rana temporaria (common frog)
Lineage: Eukaryota; Metazoa; Chordata; Amphibia; Anura; Ranidae
Gene: TOX4
Product: TOX high mobility group box family member 4
Exons: 8
Coding region: 635-2206 (523 amino acids)
Biological process (GO): regulation of transcription by RNA polymerase II
Cellular component (GO): nucleus
Molecular function (GO): chromatin DNA binding
Source: RefSeq, a predicted model, not a curated record
UUCCUGGCAGCAGCGUUUUGUCAGGGAAAAAAAAAACGCCUAUCGCUUGCAAAGGUGUGUAACACGUUAAGGUGCGCUUGGGUGCAUUUACCGGCAUCCAGUGUUUAGGACUGAACUUAUUUAAUUGGCUGGAAUAAUAUUGUUUUCUUACCAUGAAUAAAAACUAGCUGUGAUUUGUAAUAAUUCUGUGAACUGGUAGGUUCUGGGGACUGUUUUAUGCACUGGAAUGUGUCUUUUUAAGGCUCCAGCUAAAGCAAUGUAUUUGAGGUGGUUCCAGAAGAGCUAUAGGAUAGAUUGUGUUCUGGUAAGGAAAGAGGAAGUGUUAGCAGAUAAGUUGAAAUGAAUGUGUAACGAGCUGAUUGGACAGGUCAUGUGAGCAGACAGAACACUGUAGUGUAGAAGAAUUAGGGAAGUAGUCUUCAGGACAGAGCAGACAAAACAACUGAGACGCAAGCUUUAGACAUUUCAUACCCCAAGCCUAGGGGAUGAGGAGUUUGAGAUACCUCCCAUAUCCUUAGAUUCUGACCCAUCCCUGGCAGUCACUGAUGUAGUUGGACACUUUGAUGACCUUGGGGAUCAUACAGCUGUUCAGCAAGGAGCAUUUGCAGCACAGUAUGGAGUUCAGACUUUGGACAUGCCAGUGGAAAUGUCCCAUGAAGUAAUAGAACAGACUGGUGGACUGCUUGGAACCGGAUUAACCAUGGAUUUGGAUCAUCCCAUUGUUACCACGUACAGUGCCAACCCACCAGUUACCAUAGAUGUUUCAAUGACCGAUCUAUCCUCUGGUCUUAUGGCUCACAGUCAGCUUACAACCAUCGAUCAAUCAGAACUGAGCAGCCAACUUGGUUUGAGCCUUGGUGGUGGUACUAUUUUGCCUCCGGUCCAGUCUCCUGAGGAUCACCUGUCACCUACUGCCUCACCAACAAGCUCUUUGCACGAUGAGGACAUGGAAGACUUUAGAAGGAUAACUGCUCCUAAGAAUAUUGUUGUGGAACAAACCAAGAAACCGAAAGCUUCGAAAAAAAGAAAGAAGAAAGAUCCUAAUGAGCCUCAAAAACCUCUUUCUGCAUAUGCUCUGUUUUUUCGUGACACGCAGGCUGCCAUUAAAGGACAAAAUCCUAAUGCCACGUUUGGGGAGGUGUCAAAAAUUGUGGCCUCUAUGUGGGACAGCCUUGGAGAAGAGCAGAAGCAGGUUUAUAAACGAAAAACGGAGGCAGCUAAAAAGGAAUAUCUCAAGGCUUUGGCACUGUACAAGGAAAACCAAAUGUCACAGGUGGUUGUGGAGACUGUGGAUUUGGAUCCUCCUCCUGCUACACCAGCUCUCCUGCCCGAAUCGCCUGUUCAUUCUCCCUCGGUAGCAACUGUAGCCAGUGUACCCCAUAGUGUGUCUUCACCUCCUGUUCAAACAUCUAUUCAAGCACCAACACCCCCACCUGCACCUACUCCUCCACCGCCACAAGCAAUUGCUCCCCAACCAAGCAUUGCCAAAAUAAUCAUCUCCAAACAGAUGCUCCAAGCGGGACAGAUCCCCACAUCUAUCGCUAUGUCUCAGGGCAUGGUGACAGUAAUUCCAGCUACUAUGGUGACUUCUCGUGGAAUACCACUCCACCAACUGCAACCCAGCCCUCAGACGCGAGUCACAAGAUCAGUACUACAGGCAGCGAUGCAGAUGCCUCCACGUCUACAACCGCCACCACUACAACAGAUGCAGCAACCACCACGGCUACAACAGAUGGCACCUUCUCAGCAACCAUCGAUCACUAUUCUGCAGCCACCUCCACCUCUACAGCCAAUGCAGAAAGUGAGGCUUAGUGUACAGCCUCCCCCAUUGCAGAUCAAGAUUAUACCCCCUCCUCUGCAGCCCCAACCACAGACUGUACAAGUCCAAGCACAAACCAUCCCAAUCAUCAGUGUACCCUGUUCACCAGAAGUUCCUGCCUCACCCGAGCAUUUGGAAGUAUUGACAGAAGUUGUACAAGAGGAGUCUUCCCCGCCCCAUAUGGAUGUGCAGCUAGUAAGUGGUUCUCCACCUCGCAGUCCAUCUCCUCCGCCUCGGUGUGUACGUUCGGGAUGUGAGAAUCUCCCUGUGGAAAGCAAAGAUUGGGACAAUGAGUACUGUAGUAAUGAAUGUGUGGCCAAACACUGCAGAGACACCUUCUUGGCUUUUGUCGCUGCACGUCAAGGGACAAUUGCACCUGUAAAAUAACCCAUGAUCCCUUACAUUUCGGUAUUUGUUGGAUCACACAACUCCCAUGGAUCAAGUGAAUUUCCAAGAGACACGUUUUUACUGACUAUAUGUACAUAUUAUGAUAUGUGAGGAAGACUGAAGACUAUAAUGGAUGGAAAAAAUGUACCUACUUUCAUGCGUCUGGGCUAAUGACCUGAUCUGAAUUGGUGGAUGAGACCAGCCUUUGUCUUUGCAGGAAACCCAUUUUUAUUUCCUGCUUCUAAGAAACUUAUUUCCUCUAAAUUAAUGGGAAUUUGUCUGGAGGCCGUAUAGGCAUAUUUCUUGUCUGUUCUAUUAUUGUAAGGAUCAAGGGCAAAGGAUAUUCCCUACAACACCAAGUACAGCCUUGUCUGUUAUUCCGCCAACCAUUGGCUUUUUCACAAUCUCUGGAAUUUUUUUCAAGAAUGCAGUCAUAAAAGGACUAAACAUCUGAAAAAGUAUGAUGAAGAAAAAAUACAUAAAUAAAUCGAUAUGUAUUUUGAAGAAUAUUUACAAAGGUCUCGUCAGUGAAUUAUUAAGCGGUUUGAAAUGGUGUAUUAGUUUGGAUCCAACUUUGAGUCCCUUAGGUGUUCUUCAUGAUGGCUUUUAAGCAUUGAUUCCAAUUGUUUGAUGGCAGAGUUUAUCAUGUUAAAUGAUGCAUACCUUUUGAUUUAUGUAACAAAAGAUAAUAAAGCACGCCAAGAUUGUGAAAACACCUGAA